Molecule: messenger RNA, 2143 nt
Organism: Malaclemys terrapin pileata
Lineage: Eukaryota; Metazoa; Chordata; Testudines; Emydidae
Product: zona pellucida sperm-binding protein 2-like
Exons: 18
Coding region: 10-2136 (708 amino acids)
Biological process (GO): prevention of polyspermy; binding of sperm to zona pellucida
Cellular component (GO): egg coat
Molecular function (GO): structural constituent of egg coat; acrosin binding
Source: RefSeq, a predicted model, not a curated record
CUCUCAGCUAUGAGAUUGCCUCUAUUGCAGCCAGGCUGGUCCUUUUGCAGCAUGUGGCUGCUUCUUUUGCUUGGUUGCCUUAUAGUGCCCUUGACAGCUGGUGCUACUAGCUCCAUGGCUCUAGACUUCCCAGGGACAGUGUCUUGUUACAAUGACAAAAUGUUGAUUGGGUUUCCCAGAGAGCUUGGAAGCGACUUCUGGCAGGUCCAUGUAGUUGAUACAAGUGGUGAAGAGAUUGUAGACUGUGACUACAUGGUGGAUCAUGAGAGGCUGACUCUAACUGCUCUGUAUGUGAACUGCACUAGACUAGAGCAUGACCAACACCAGCUGAGAAUAGAGCUGCUGCUGCUCAACAGGACCAGUGCAGGGGACAAGAACAUAACCUACAGUAUUGGCUGUGAUGCUCUUCCAGCCGAUGAAGUUGUCCCUACUAUUUUUACAGGAGCUACAAACUGUACUAAAGACUUCAUGGCAGUUGUAUUUCCAAGACUCCUUCCCAGUUUUGCUGAUGAACACAUGACUACAGAGUCUCAGAUGGCCUGGAUACUGUCCAUAGAUGAUGGAACAAGAACACACAGGCUAAGCCUUUGGCAAGCCAUGCAGCAAGGAUACACAUUCCUAGCUGACAGCAAUAACCUAAUUUUCCAGGUUUCUUUUGGUGCUACUGGAGUCACCUCUUACAAGCAAGACAACCAGAUGCUGUAUACUGUGGCACUCAAGCUUUCAUAUGGGCCUCCUGACCAGCGACUAACUGUAGAAUCAAGAAUGAUCUGUGCACCAGGCCCAGCAACCUGUAACUCAACACACAUGACUGUUGCCAUCCCAGCUUUCCCAGGGAUUCUCUCAGCUGUCAGUGUAGAAAAUAGAAACAUUCCCAUGAACCAACUCCAAGCAAAUGGAAUUCUUCUAGAUGCAAGAAGGGGAGUGAAGCUGCACAUCAACAGAAGAACCCUGAAGUCCAGACAGUAUGAGGAGAACUGCUUAGGACUUCAGUCAUACAUGGCAUCUCUAAGGCUAACUUUCAACUUCCGUGGAGAAAUGCUGUCAAUGGUGACCUAUCCAGAGUGUCCCUGUGACCAACAUGCACCAAUAGCUGCUGUGUGCACUCAGGAUGGCUACAUGGACUUUGAAGUACUCAGUGACAGGACAAAACCAGCCCUAGACUUGGAUACCAUCAGGCUAAGAGAUCCUACAUGCAAACCAGUCUUCAAGUCUCCCUCAAAUGACAUGGUUCGGUUUCAUGUCCCACUGAACAUGUGUGGAACAAGGCAGAGGUUUGAAGGCGAGAGGACCAUUUAUGAGAAUGAAGUUCGUGCCUUGUGGGCAGAUCUACCACCACGCAGGAUUUCUAGGGACAGUGAAUUCAGGCUGACAGUAGUGUGCACCUACAAAAGUGGUGAUGUGUCCCUGAGCGCAAGGAUAAGCAGUCUCCCUCCUCCAGUUUCUUCAAUAAACCAGGGUCCUCUCUCCUUGAUCCUGCUGAUCUAUCCAGAUGACUCCUACUUGCAGCCCUACAGUGAUGACCAGUACCCCAUUGUAAAAUAUCUGCAGCAACCAAUCUUCUUGGAAGUGCAAGUUCUGAACCGCAAUGACCCCAACAUCAAACUGGUAUUGGAUGACUGUUGGGCAACAACAUCACAAGAUCCAAGCUCUCUGCCCCGGUGGAACAUUGUUGUGGAUGGGUGUGACUAUGAACUGGACAACUACAGAACUGCAUUUCAUCCAGUGAGCCUUGCAGUCAGCUAUCCCAACUAUCGCCAGAGAUUUGAAGUGAAGACCUUUGCCUUUGUAGUGGGUGACAAAGCUCUCACUAGCCUAGUGUAUUUCCACUGCAGUGCUCUACUCUGUGACAGACUUCAUCUGGACUCCCCUCUGUGUUCACCCAGAUGUCCUCUGUCAGCUAGAAACAAACGAGAUCUUGUGAAAGAAGCAAAGAACUCAGGUGUAGCAAGCUUACCUGGUCCUGUUAUCAUUGUAGCAGAUGAAUGGCCUUCAACCCAAGAAGAGACUCAACUGAGAGAAGCAUGGACCACUGUUGCAACAGCAGCUACUGUGAUCCUUUGCCUGAUGGCCACUUCAUUGGUGUCAGUGGCUCUCCUUAAUCUGAAGAGGACAAAAGCUGUAAUGGUAAACUGAGACUGUA